AUGUUCACCGUCCAGCAGCGCCCGCGAACACUCCUCGCGUGUCUCGCCCUAUGCCUCGCCGUCCUCACUCCCGCGGCAUCCAACACCCCCUCGCCAGCCAUCCCACACAGCAACAGCAACAGCAACAGCAACAGCGACAGCAACAGCAAACGUGCCGACAGACCCACAUGUCUCGAGUCCUCCCUCGCGCUAACGAACCUGACCAUCACGGCGGCCGAGAUUGUGCGCGGCAACCCGUUCGCGCACGAGGCGACGACGGUCACGUUCCGCCUCGCCAACGCCGCCGCCGCCGUCGACGCGAACUGUUCCGCGUCCGACGUGGCACUGACUGCCCAGGCCGUCGGCAGCGACCCGUACAAGUGGUAUGAUUGCGCGGUAAAGGCGGAGGCGGGAGCGAGUGGGGGGGAGGUGGGCGGCGCUCCGGCGGCGCGCUUCCGCUACGACGGUACCCUGCUGCAGCUUACGGUGAAUGAGACGUGGGUGUGCCAUGAUCCGGACACGGGGACGCCGCUCUUCAUCCAGGCGUACUCGUUCAACGACUUCUCAGUCCCCUGCAACGAGACUGCCGGCGGCACCUUUGGCCAGGGCACGUGCAGGCAGCCGGCCGGCUCCAACAUCUACUUCCCUGUCGACGUGACGGCGAGGAGCCUGGAGGGGUAA
Lasiosphaeria miniovina is the source of this 660-nucleotide messenger RNA. RefSeq lists its product as uncharacterized. The transcript has 2 exons. The coding region runs from base 1 to 660 and encodes 219 amino acids. NCBI's taxonomy places the organism in Eukaryota, Fungi, Ascomycota, Sordariomycetes, Sordariales, Lasiosphaeriaceae. The record is from RefSeq and is a predicted model, not a curated record.